Messenger RNA from Camelina sativa (false flax), 632 nucleotides. RefSeq names its product disease resistance protein RML1A. The record is from RefSeq and is a predicted model, not a curated record. Gene Ontology annotation, biological process: defense response; signal transduction. Lineage: Eukaryota; Viridiplantae; Streptophyta; Magnoliopsida; Brassicales; Brassicaceae. Gene Ontology annotation, molecular function: ADP binding; ATP hydrolysis activity.
UCUGUACAAAAAUUCAUUUUUUCCCUUAAUAUAUAGACUCCAUUGUGAUACCUUCUUUCUUCCAAUCUCACUUUUACUUUUAUUCUCAUGGCUGGUUCUUCAGUUUCUUUACCGUUUGACUUGAAGAGAUACCAUGUCUUUUCGAGUUUCCACGGCCCAGACGUCCGUGCUGGAUUUCUCAGUCAUUUACACAGUCACUUCGAAAGCAAAGGGAUCACUACGUUCAAGGAUCAAGAGAUCGAGAGAGGCCAUACGAUCGGACCUGAGCUCGUCCAUGCGAUUAGUGAAUCUAGAGUCUCGAUUGUGGUGCUCUCGGAGAAGUACGCUUCUUCUGGCUGGUGUUUAGAUGAGUUGGUGGAAAUCUUGAAGUGCAAAGAAGCUUCGGGGCAGGCUGUGUUGACUAUUUUUUUUAAAGUUCAUCCAUCUGAUGUACGGAAACAGUCAGGAGACUUUGGAAGUACUUUCAAGAAAACAUGUCAAGGGAAAACCGAGGAAGUGAAGACGAGAUGGGGCAAAGCUUUGACUGAUGUAGCAGCCAUAGCUGGAGAACACUCUCUAAACUGGGCUAACGAAGCAGAGAUGAUCCAAAAGAUUGCUACAGAUGUUUUCAAGAAACUGAACGUUACUCCGUC